AUGUUCGUAUAUGGAACAAAUGUCAUAAAAGGCAUCUCAUCUGUUUUUCUGCAGCUUUAUGCUCUAAGAGAAUGCCUGUACCAUACCGGAACUACAAUCGAAGCUCGAGGACAGGCCUACUGUAAGGAAUGGAGAUGUCGAGUCCUCGCUUCGCUACCGCCUGUCGAGUCCUCGCUUCGCUGCAGCCUCAUCAUGGGUCUCGCCAUCAAUCACUUACGCAAGCCGCACAAGACCACUAUAAGAGUGGCCGAUUCGAGACAGCCGUGUCGACUUGCUCGUCUUCGUCGCCGUGGAAUACGCCCUGGCCGUAUGGCCACCUCAUCCUGA
Molecule: messenger RNA, 327 nt
Organism: Haemonchus placei
Lineage: Eukaryota; Metazoa; Nematoda; Chromadorea; Rhabditida; Trichostrongylidae
Source: the annotation of a GenBank genome assembly